This is a messenger RNA of Osmia bicornis bicornis, 1047 nucleotides long. RefSeq lists its product as uncharacterized. NCBI's taxonomy places the organism in Eukaryota, Metazoa, Arthropoda, Insecta, Hymenoptera, Megachilidae. The record is from RefSeq and is a predicted model, not a curated record. The transcript has 3 exons. The coding region runs from base 499 to 1020 and encodes 173 amino acids.
AUUUAUUGCUGUCAAGCUGUUAAAAGUAUCAGUCCCUUACAAUUUAUCAGUAGUUUUAUACUAAUUCACGUGGUAUUAAAAAUGUAAUCUUUUAUUUAUGCAAAAAUAACCCCACGAGAGUCCAUAACUGCGAAAAGACCAGUUUUCGUUCUUUCGUGCGCAUCUUCGCCCUGAUUGGCAAUACUCCCACUCCCAUCUACGUGAAAGUGCAUCAUUUGGAAUGUAUAACGAGUAGCACGGUUUUCUACUCAUGUGUAUCAUUCUGUAUUCUUCCUAUUCAACCGUACUAUUGUUUCACCCCGUAUAUUAGAAGCGAUUAGCGGAGUAGAAGUUUCGACUUCGAGGCUCGCUAAGUUCCCCCACCACCUGCGCGGCUUAGUUAUGAACUCUGGUGACGGCGACGGCAGGUACACUUAUCGUUGGGUGUUUAAAAAGUAUACAUAUAGUACUUGUGAAGAAUUUAUUAUUAUAAGAAAGUAGUAUUGUUAAUGAGUAACAAUGCGCAAUAUUGAAAUAAAAGCAACAAUUAAUGACCCGACAGAUGUAGUUUCUCGAAUUAAACAGUUAACUGAUACUGAUUGUGUUAUUAUAAAUCAGCAUGAUACGUUUUUCAAAGUAGCAGAAGGAAGAUUAAAAUUACGGAAAUUUAAAAAUGGUUCAGGAGAAUUAAUUUAUUAUAAAAGAUGUAAUACAUUGGGUCCAAAGCUUUGUAAUUAUGAUAAAGCGGUGUUAGAAGCCAAUACUUGUACUGAGAUUGAAAGUAUCUUAAGUGCAUCAAAUGGUUGUGCAGGUAUUGUGAAAAAGACUAGACAGUUGUACAUGAUUGGGCAAACCCGUGUACAUGUUGAUGAUGUUGAAGGUUUAGGACACUUUUUAGAAUUAGAGGUAGUUCUAACUGAGGAAGAAGACACAGAUAAUGGAGAGAAGAUUGCACAAGAUCUAAUGACUAAGUUGGGUAUAAAAGCCCAGGAUUUGAUAGCAGAAGCUUACGUAGAUCUACUUAAUAAAUCUUCUGUAUAAUUAUAAUAAAAUUUAUAUAUUUUCAUA